Molecule: messenger RNA, 1166 nt
Organism: Etheostoma cragini (Arkansas darter)
Lineage: Eukaryota; Metazoa; Chordata; Actinopteri; Perciformes; Percidae
Gene: ttc29
Product: tetratricopeptide repeat domain 29
Exons: 9
Coding region: 40-1050 (336 amino acids)
Source: RefSeq, a predicted model, not a curated record
GUCGUUUGUUCAAGCUGCAAAUUUGACUGAGAGCUGACGAUGAACGCAGCCGUGACAAAGCGGCAAACCGGGCGUUUUCUACCGGAAAUUACCCCAAAAAGCAACAAACGGAGGAAAGGUACCCACUACAGCAGGAUGAAACAGGAGGAUUCUCUCGGAAGCGGAUCGUCUCCGCUCAUCUCCAGGGGAGAAAUAUCACAGUUCAGAAACAGUCCUAAGCAGAACAUCUGUGUGCAGCUGCUUCGAGAAGGCUAUCCCAGGGCGUUCUCGGAGAUCUUCUCUCUGCUCGCCGCCGAUCGGGAUCGGAGGGAUGCGGCUGAACCGGGUUCAGAUCUCAGACUUCAGACUCCGCUGGACCGACAACUGGACAAACUGGAGACCAUGAAACGGCACCUGAGCCGCGCCGAGGAGGCCGAAAGAACCUGUUCCUGGAUGGUGGUGUGUGAUCAGCGUCUGAUGUUGGGUUGGUACUUCUCAGCUCCGGAGGAUCUCUGGCUCAGUUUGCACUUCUUCCACAGCUGUACAGACCGGGAGCAGGGGAGCCACUCGAGACCGGCCACCGAGGCCCGGGUGUGCAUGGCCGAGACCUACCUGAAACUAGGUGAGCUGGAGCGGGCGAGGCAGCAGGCGGAGCUGUGCCUGCAGCAGGUGGAGGACGCCGGCUGGGCGGACUCAGACGGUCGGCCCCUGAGGCUCCGGGCCUGCGAAGCCCUGUGGAGGAUCUACAGCCGGCUGGCAGACGCUCCGCUGGAGGCUGCAGACCACGACCAGGGCCUGAAGCUGCUCUACAAGGGCUACGGCAUGGCUACUGAGUGUAGGUACACAAGCCAGUACACGAGAGCUUAUGAGUACUUCCUGCAGGGCUAUGAAGUUGCCUGUGAGCUGGGCGAUGUGGCUCUGCUGCAGAAAGCUCAGGUGUUGGUGGCCAGCGCUCGCGCUCACUCCCAGAUCUGGAAGUUCAGAGCUGACGUGGAGUCGGCCUCCCCCCCCGCCCUGGGACGCCUGAUCGCUUGGAAAGAGAGGGGACGACAGCAGGGACUCUACAGAUAGUUCUGCUACUGCCUGGUACUAACCUCUCUAUCCGAUAACCAGACUAAUGUUCUUUAAAAAAAGGAUGAAGUAAAACAUGAAACAUACAGCUGUUUGAUAGGUUGUGUGUUUUAUAU